This is a messenger RNA of Fraxinus pennsylvanica, 555 nucleotides long. The record is from the annotation of a GenBank genome assembly. NCBI's taxonomy places the organism in Eukaryota, Viridiplantae, Streptophyta, Magnoliopsida, Lamiales, Oleaceae.
AUGAGACCUCCUAGGGGACGCGGUGGAUUCAGGGGCGGGAGAGACGGUGGUGGCCGUGGCGGUAGAGGCGGAGGACGCUUCCCUGCUCGCGAUGAAGGUCCGCCUGAUGAAGUCAUAGAGGUUUCAUCAUUUGUUCAUGCUUGUGAGGGAGAUGCUGUGAUGAAGCUCACAAAUGAAAAAAUACCAUACUUUAACGCACCAAUUUACCUUCAGAACAAGACACAGAUCGGUAAAGUUGAUGAAAUAUUUGGCCCCAUUAAUGAAUCUUAUUUUUCGAUUAAAAUGAUGGAGGGAAUUGUGGCCACCUCGUACCCGGCGGGCGAGAAGUUCUACAUUGACCCGGCUAAGCUUUUGCCGCUUUCAAGAUUUCUUCCGCAGCCAAAAGGACAAGCGCAAACUGGUGGUAGAUGGGGAGGACGUGGAGGAGGAAGAGGUGGUGGGAGAGGUGGACGUGGAGGUGGCGGUGGCUUUCGCGGAAGGGGUGCUCCGAGGGGAAGAGGUGGUCCUCGAGGCGGUGGUCGUGGUGGAGGUUUCAGGGGCAGAGGGAGAUCAUAA